GGUGAUGGCAUUGGCCACCCAGUGCCCACCAACCCCCCUCCUAUCGCACCCAGAGCCCCCGCCUCUGUCCACCAUGCCUGCUCCCCGUGAGGUGAACUGGCAGGUCUCCCUGGUGCUCCCAGUGGCCCCACCCUGUCAUGGCGUGGAGGGACCCCUCCAGGACACACUCAACGUUCUUGAGGCUGACCCCAAGCAUCUCCUUGCUUGAGGGGGUUGCACUUCUGUGUCCCUCGCCCAAGCCAGCAGCCCCGGUGAACCAGGGCCGUCCGGGAAGCCGGGCGGACGCACCCUUAGCCUGGGUCACACAGGGUUUGCGUGGCGCCCCCUGGAGAGAUUGCUUUGCACGAGGAGCUGCCCACGGGCCUUUGGGUCUCCCUGUGUGAAGCCAGGCCACACGGGGUGCCCGGAACUGCCUUGCUGAAGACCGAGCACCCAUUCACCUUGCCACCCUGUCCCUGCCCCGCGCCCAUGCAGGAACAGGCCCCUUGGCCAAAUCUUCCAUCUCCCUCACUGGCUUCCCACAGAAGCAGACAGCUGCUGGGCAGACACGUUUGUGGCCCCCAGUGUGUGGGGGGGGUCCUAGCAUUCAGGUUGCGUCUGCCUGCUGGCCGGCGUGGAAUCUGACUGUGGGUGUGAGCCCCAGCAUCCCCAGGGGGAGGAAGCCCGCACAUGCAGGUGGCAUCGUGUGUGUUUUGCCAUCUUGGAGUGGGACACGUUUGUGCUGUAGCCUGCACUCCUUGGCUGCAGGCCACAGUGGGGAGCCCGUGGGCAAGGUCCCACCAGCCCAGCGUCUCGGGGAACAGGUCCUAGCUCUGCCUUUUUCUGCUGUGACAAUAAAACCUCCCACCUGUUAGGAGUGCGCCCCUCUGCCUUCCCAUCGCUACAUGGGCGGUAGGCCUGAGGAGGCCCCCCACCUUCAUCCGAACUUUGGUGGGGGUGCGGUGAGGUUCCCUUUCUCCUGGGGUCAUGGGGCAGCUGGCCCCCAUUGUUUGUCCUGAGGUGUUUGACCCCUGUUUCUUGUUUGAUGCCAAGCUGGGGGGCACCCCAUCCCCUGAAGCAGGACUCGCUGCAGGUCUGAUGCCUUGAAGGUGUCCUGGCAUGGGCGGAUGGACCCAGGGCCACUUGCUGUCUGGUUUUGGCCUUGCCCUGGUAUGGGGGACAGGGCCGAGGGCAGGGACGCAGUCCUCCCUGGGGCAGGAGGGAGCUGCCCUGGCUCUGGUGAGUAUGUCGCCUGAAACCUGUUGGCUCCACGCAGGGCAGAGGCCCCGCCUGACUGGCUUUCCCCCUCCUGCAGCUCUAGGACCCUUGGGUGGGCACCUGUGUGCCUGGCAUCCUGGCUUUGUAGGGAAGGGCUGCAAUCCGGAGAGGUCAGCCUCCACUAAAGGGGAGCCCUGCAGGGCCCCUGUGGCUUCCUUGGUGCCUCUCUGGUCUGAGGCAGGCGGGGAGAGGCCCGAGGGGAUGCGAGCAGUGCAGGGACCCCGCAGAGGCCCAGAAGCCCCCGAGGAGAGUGUGCCCACACCUGCCCCCAGGCCCCUGGAGCCUGCUGAGAGCGGCCUCCACCACCUGUCUUUCUGGGGCUGCCUCCCCAGUCAGCAGAUGCCACCUCUCUGCUUGGGGCUCUGGCCAGCCCACUGGGCGGUGGUGGCCACGUCACAGGCCUCGUGUGGCAACUGUCACCCUCUGUGCUGGGUUGCCUCUUCCUCUCCUGAGGGCAGCGCCGGUUACUCCAGCCACUUGCUGCCACCGAGGGAUGCCGCUCCCACCCUCCCGGGAACAGCCUUAAUCGGUGGGCUCUCUUGUCCCCAGCCCAGGUCUCUGACCGCCUCUGCCACGCUGACCCGGGCAGAGCCCUGAGGCCGGACCUCAGGUCGCCCCAAGAAGUGGACGUUUCCUUUUCAGUUUCAGCCACUUCCCACUCAGGUUCUCAGGGUUGCUGGAAGAGAGCAGCCUCCCGCCCAUCACAGGAGAUGAGCUCAGAGAGGGAUGGUGACUAGUUGAAGGCCACACAGCAGGCAGGUCUGAGCCCCACAGUGCGCUCCCUGCCACCCCCCCACCCCGUGAAUGAAAGCUUCCUACUUUGACGUGUUUCAGAUGCACGGAAACCGCACACUGUACUGUUCAGCGCCCUGACCCACAUUCCCCUUUGGUCACAUUUUGCCACAUUUGCUUUUUUAUAUUUCUUUUUUUUUUUUUUUAAGAUUUUAUUUAUUUAUUUGAGAGAGAGAGAAUGAGAGACAGAGCAUGAGAGGGAGGAGGGUCAGAGGGAGAAGCAGACUCCCCGCCGAGCAGGGAGCCCGAUGCGGGACUCGAUCCCGGGACUCCAGGAUCAUGACCUGAGCCGAAGGCAGUCGCUUGACCAACUGAGCCACCCAGGCGCCCUGCUUUUUUAUAUUUCUGCUCUACUUUUUCCUGAACCGUCUGAUCAUCAGUUGCCCCUGAUUCUACCCCUAACAUGUUCUGUUCUGAAGGACGGACUGAGCAGUCACGGCACAGUGAGGGGAAUUGGGGUAGUGUGGGUGGGCCCCCUUGCCGGGUGCCCCAAUGAGCUCUGCGGCAGCCUCUCGGCAGGUGGCCUGUCCUGGCCACAGCCUGGUGCCAGCCUCUCACGACAUGGGCGUGGAAGAUACAGCCAGUCACUCGGUAGGAUGUCCCUCUGUGGGGCUCAUCUGAUGAUUCUCACCAAGAGAUUCAGCACGUGUGCUCUUGGCACAAAGAACACGUAAAUGCCACUGCUGUGUCCUUUCUAGGGCGUCACCUUGAGAGGCACACAGUGUCUAUUUGUCUAUCCUGGUGAUGUCCACUUGAUCACCAGGUUCUCCUCUGCAAAGCCACUAACCCUUUAAUAAGUAAUUUAUACAGAGGUAUUUGCGACCGUGUGAAUGUCUGCCAUUCCCCAUGCUCUGGUCCACUAGCUGCAGCAUCCACCCUUGGUUCUUGCUGGACGCACACAGAGAGGUUUCUGGGUUCCUCCACUUGUGGGGUUUCAUGGGAACGGGCCUCUCCCUGGCACCAGUUUUGAGCUUGGCGCCAGGUAACUGAAACUUUCAUGGGUGCUCCCAGAGAGCUUGGGCACAGAGCUUUGGGGCCAAGGUCUGUUUGCCCUAAGGGGUAAACCCCGGACCCUUCUUGGAGAGCAGGGCUUGGGGUCCAGCAUAGAGGGCAGUGGGUAUCGUGGAAGGGAGGGCAAAGACCACUUCAGACUACUUCCUUUGUUCCCCUGCUCCCUGCCUGGACAGGAGCCGGGUCUGGAGGCCUGGCUUCCAUCCUUGCCCAGAGCCAACCCAGUGUGGCAGCUGCAGGGGAGACUGGCGGGGGCGGUUCUUUACUAGACACUUCCUGGGUCUUGUGGGCCAGGGGUACCCAGAAUUACCCUUGACCAUCUAAUAUGUGGGCACCUCAGCAGGGCUAGCCCAGGACUUGCAAGCAGGGGGCUGUUCUGGGCUGCUUCAUUGUUAGCCCGAGGUCCCUCAGUGGCAGGGAUGCAGUCCUGUCCCUUCCUCAGACCCUAGGACCGGGCCUGGCACUUACUGGGUCUCAGAAUGGCUUUGCAGAAGGGCAUGCCUCUUUGUGGAAGGCCGGCUCCUCUGUCCACAAGGCCUCCUGGAUACCAGGGAGUGGCACCCCUCGGGCCACCCCCAUCCCCUGGACUGGCCCUGCUGCCCCAGACCCUGUGGCUUCCUUGGUGCCUCUCUGGUUUGAGUCAGGGAGGGGAGAGGCCCGAGGGGAUGUGAGCAGUGCAGGGACCCAACGGAGGACCAGAAGCCCACUCUGCCCCCAGGAUCACACCCCUGCACAGGCCCCCAACCUACAAAGUAGUGAUGGUCGCACCUGCUGCACAGGCUGUGUUGGGAAAGGCUCAGUCAGAAAACAUAGGUGCUGAGCCCAAUUCCUCUCUUUGUCCUGGAUGAUGGGAGAGCCGGCAGUGGGGCCUAAAGCCGUUGGAGUCCCUUCAGGGGAAGUCCUGAGAGGGGUGAAGGACGCUUUUAAUUUAAGUUCUCUGGAAAGGGGAUGAUAAUAGCUUCUCACCUGUCACUCCUUCACCCCAGGGAACCCCCAGGCAGCCUCAGAAACCAAGAAGGAAAUUAUUAACCUCACAGUGCUUCCGGUCCCUGGACAAGGGUCUUGGUCCUUCAGAGCAGGGAGUAGGCGGUGCUGGGACAGAGGCUACAGUGAGCUCUGCAGGAGAGGUCCAGCCCCAUCACCCCUGAGGACCUUCCCUGACCUGCAGGGUUGAGGCGUGGGGGCGGGGGGGGGGGGGCAGGUGGAAGCCAAGUGUGAGCUGCCAGCCCCCUUGUUCUGUGCCCGUCAGUACUCAGUCUCUGGCCCCUCUGGGGAUUGGGCCCCCCGCCUCCCAACAAGACCCUGCCCCCUGGCUGUUUCUGUAACAUCUGUGUUGUGGGUGGAUGUGCCUUUCUGUAAAUGCUGGACGUGCAUGUGCUGUAACCCAGCAUCCGGGGAAUGGUCAUUGUCCCGGGGGAGGACAUGGCCUAAGCAAAUGUACAAGCAGGGCCGUCAGGGCUCCUCUGUGGAUUAUGAAUGAGCCAAGAGGCCCUGCCCAUCCCCGGCCAGCCUCUGUUCUCCUGUGUCCCGGCUCUAUGCUGCCCUGGAGGACAAGAGGAGAGCCGCUCCCUGAAGGCAGGUGAGGAAGGCCCAGGUGCUGCUCACCCAGCAGAGGGACCAGGUCAUCAGGAAGCUCCCCAGGCACCAGGCCAAAAUGAACCGGCAGUGUGCACAUGGGCUCACUUCCCAGUAAAGGCUGUCUGCAGCUUGGGGGUGGGGUCAGUCCGUGUGGGGCCACUCCUGCUAGGGUCUGCUGUCUGAAAGCCACCUGCUGCUGGAGCUAUGGCCCAGGUUCAGUGACCCCUUGGGAAGAAAGUUCUUGCAACUGGUUCCUUACCUGCUGAGAAGACAUGCUAGCCGGGCUGUCCUCAGUGCGGCACAGUGGGUCAUGGUCAUCAUGGUGACAUGCUCCCUCUGCACAGGUCUGCUUUGUAGACAGCCCUACCUGGUCUGGUAAGGGCUGUUUGACAACUAAUUCUUUAUUAUUCUUAACAGCUUUAUUUUUAUUUUUAAAAAAUAUUUUAUUUAUUUAUCAGAGAGAGCACAAGCAGGGGGAGUGGGAGAGGGAGAAGCAGGCUCCCAGAUGAGCAGGGAGCCCGAUGCGGGGUUCGAUGCCAGGACCCUGGGACCACAACCUGAGCCGAAGGCAGACGCUUAACCGACUGAGCCACUCAGGUGCCCCGAUUAACAGCUUUAUUGAGGCAUAUUCAUCCAUUUUGUGUGCACAAUUCAGUGAUUUUUGUUUUACAGUGAAAAAAGGUGCUUUUAUUAUAACACGGGGACAGGACCCGUGGGCAGAAAGAGUUGCCAAUUCAAUGAUUUUUAGUAACUUUACCAAGUAGUAUGACUAUCACGAGCUUCACAUCACCCCAAAAAGAAACCCUGUACCCAAUAAGCAGUCACUCACCAUUUCCCCCUUCCCUGGGGCCCUGGUGACCACUAAUCUGCUUUAUGGAUUUGCCUGUUCUGGGCAUUUCCUAUAAUUGGAAUGCGGCACAGAUCAGUACUUUAUUCCUUUUUAUGGAUGAAUACGUCCAUUGUGUGGCUAGGCUACAUUUUGUUCACCCAUUGAUCUGCUGAUGGAUGUCUGGGUUGUUUCCACCUUUUGGCCACUGCGGAUAGUGCUGCCAUGAAGAGUCCGGUACAAGAGUUUGUGUGGAUGUGAAUUUUCUUUUCUCUAGAAGCUGAACGACUGCACUGUAUGGUAUUUUUAUACCUAACUUUUUGAGUCACCCGCUAUUAGGUGUCAUAUAUAUGUUCUCAUAAACAAAUGUUAUCAAUGAGGAGAAAGUCACUCUUGAUCCCCAACCCCAGAGCAAAUGACGCUGUCCGUCCGCUGAGCAUACGUCCAGACCUCUUCCUAUGCGCUCAUCGUUUCUCUAUACCUAAAACCUUCAGUAAAAUGAAUUUUUAGAAGCGUAAAUACUGAAAUCAUCCUGGAUAAAGCAUGCUGUCAUCUGCGUUCUUCUCGUCUCGCGUCCGUAUAGGGCUGCACGAACCCGGCUGAUCCAACAGCUCCUUACCAUUGGACCGGGCUGAAUUACCAGCCUGGACCACCGCGCUCCGAGAGGGCUGUUCCCGCGGGCUGGCCCGCAGCGAUGCUGCCGAUCAGAUGGGUGGAAAGGGUAUUAUUUCGAUUUCCCAUUUUGCAGAGUGGAAGUGCGUCUUCACACGCGUUCCCAGGUCCUUCAUACUUCUUUGCCCAUUCAUCCUGUAAACAACUGCGGAGUCACCUCCUCCUGGAGUCCCACGCCCUGCCCCUGACGGGACCCCUACCCCGCCUGACCUGCUCGGACCCGGGGGGCCGCGUGGCUCCGGCCACGAGCCCCUGGGGGUAGAGCCCUUGCAGCCAUCCGCCCUGGCGUCCAAGAGCAGGCGCCCAGGGCGCAGCCGAGGUUCGAGAACAUUGGGCCUGGGCGACCAGGCGCCGUAAGCUAGGGGCCCAUGGCCCAGGCAGCCGCCCACUCCCGCCCGCUCCCGGGAUAGCUCUGAGCGUCGCCCCGGCGGCCCCGCCCCCGCCGAAGCGGAAGUCCCGCCUCCCCGGGCCUCUCCGAGCGCUGAUUGGCCAGCCUCGGCCCGCCACGCCCAGUCCCCGCCCCACCGCGGGGAGGGCGGCUCCCGGGAGCGCAGUUCCAGGGGGCCUCGCCACCCUCGCGGGGGUGUCUGCGGGAGCAGCGGCUGCACCUUGCUAGGGGCUUUCGUUCUCCGGGACACAGCCGUGUCACCUCAGCCCGGGACCGUCACCAUCCUGCUCCCGCCCGCGGGAGGGGGCGUAUGCAAACAACCUGAAGCCCCAAGCUCCUGAUUGGUCGGUCCGAGGCCUCCUCCCCGCCCUGCUCCCGCGGCCAGCGCCGUGGGCAUGCGGGCGCGGCUUGCGCGCGCGUGAGGAUGGGGACGCAGGGCAGCCCGGUCAAGAGCUACGACUACCUGCUCAAGUUCCUGCUGGUGGGCGACAGCGACGUGGGCAAGGGCGAGAUCCUGGAGAGCCUGCAGGACGGCGCGGCCGAGUCCCCGUACGCCUACAGCAACGGAAUCGACUAUAAGACGACCACCAUCCUGCUGGAUGGACGGCGGGUCAAGCUGGAACUCUGGGACACCUCGGGCCAAGGCAGGUUUUGCACCAUCUUCAGGUCCUACUCCAGGGGCGCACAGGCGGCCCCAGGCCUCUCGACGCCUGCGUCUCCCUUGCAGGGGAUCCUCCUGGUAUAUGACAUCACCAACCGCUGGUCCUUUGAUGGCAUCGACCGGUGGAUCAAGGAGAUCGAUGAGCAUGCACCUGGGGUUCCCCGGAUCCUGGUUGGGAACCGGCUGCACCUGGCCUUCAAGCGGCAAGUUCCAACAGAGCAGGCGCGUGCCUACGCGGAGAAGAAUGGCAUGACCUUCUUUGAGGUCAGCCCACUGUGCAACUUCAAUGUCAUCGAGUCCUUCACCGAGCUGUCCCGCAUCGUGCUCAUGAGGCAUGGCAUGGAGAAGAUUUGGAGGCCCAACCGAGUGUUCAGCCUGCAGGACCUCUGCUGUCGGGCCAUUGUCUCCUGCACCCCCGUGCACCUCAUCGACAAGCUCCCGCUGCCUGUCACCAUCAAGAGCCAUCUCAAGUCCUUCUCGAUGGCCAAUGGCAUGAACGCCGUCAUGAUGCACGGGCGCUCCUACUCGCUGGCCAGUGGGGCAGGGGGCAGCAGCAACAAGGGCAACAGCCUCAAGAGGUCCAAGUCCAUCCGCCCUCCCCAGAGCCCGCCCCAGAACUGCUCAAGGAGCAACUGCAAGAUCUCCUAGCGGGCAGGCUGGGCACCACCCUGUCCAGUGCGCUCUGGGAGGGCUCGUGCUUGGGGAACGCUUCUGGCCGGGCGCUGGGCCUGGCGCCGUGUGCAGGGAAGGCUUUGGCCACACUGCCUCCCGGGAAGCGUGGGGGCACACGGCUCAGGCAGUGGUCUUCCGCCAGACAAGUUCCGUGGGACCGGAGAGAGCUGCGGGGGGUCUCGGGGGAGCAAGCUCGGGACCCCGCAGUGCGGUGCGGCUGGGAAGUGCCCAGGAGGCGGCUCUGCCUGGCUCCAGCCUCAAGGGGGUGCUGUCUCUGAGGACCCGGGAGGCCUGGCUCCCUUUCUUAUUUAUAUGGAAGAUGUUCACCUUUUUGUACAUUUUUAAAGGACGGGCAGGGCAGCCUCCACGCAGCCGCAUGGUGAGCCCCCGUCAGCAGUGGGUUCAGGCUUUGGGACAUUUGGAGAGGGGGAGGGGAUUUGAGGCAAAGAUGAGGAAUCCCGGUCAGGGCUUCAACCUUUGAAUUCAGAUACUUCAUGCGGGGUGUGGGCUGUGCAGCAGCAGGGGGGGACACGUGGAAGCUCUGGGCAGUGCACUUGGGCCCAUGGCUGCCUCCACCAGCCUUUGUGAACACGGGGGUUGGUGUGUGCCCCGAGAUGAUUGAGCGGCGGCUCCGGCCCCCAGCGGUCGGCGUGGUGUGGCUGCAGCUUCCUGGGCUCCCACCGGCCCUCCUAGACAACAUCCUGUGCAGCUCGGAUGGGCAAGGGCUCUGUUCCCCAGUGGACUGCUGGUGUUUCUCAGACAUUCCUGUGUCUCAGAGGAAGAUGCAGAAGACACUCAGUGGGUGUACACCCAUCCGCCCGCUCGUGUCCCGGGGCACCUGGACUCUGUCCUCACCAGCUUCUGUUCGCUGGCCUCGGGUGUGACCCCACACCCGCUUCUUGCCUGGCGUCGGCUCUCAUGGUUGCACGUCACCAAAACCGUUCUGACGCAUCUCUUAGUGAUGCUGCCUGGACUGGUCCCAGCGGUGGACCCCGAGCCUCUCCUGGAGACCCCACCAGCCAGCCCUGAGCAGGAGGCCUCGCCUCCUCCUGCCGCCUGCUGGCGACUUGGCCGCCGGUCACACUGGUGCUCAGCUCUACCUCCUCCUCACGGCCCUGCCGUGGGCUCUGGGACUCUACGUGCUGUGUGUCUGGGAGGCAGGGCGGGGCCGCGGCCUGCGUGUGCGGGGCGUCUGGGGUCCCUGAUGAGGCCUGGCCUCAGCAGGCUCAGGCAGGGGAGGCCACACCCAUCCUGCCUUACCUGCGGGGUUGCGGGGGGGGGGGGGCUUUCUUUGGACUUUGAACCCAGUCACACAGACUUUGUUUUGAGGACGUGGACAGUCCUACGUUCACUUUAUGAACACUACCCUUUGCUGCUGUCUGACACGCCAUUCCUGUGCUCAGUUUGGACGGUUUUCCUUUCUUUGUACAGUAAACGUGAUUCAGCUCUGA
Mirounga angustirostris (Northern elephant seal) is the source of this 9308-nucleotide messenger RNA. RefSeq names its product RAB40C, member RAS oncogene family (gene RAB40C). NCBI's taxonomy places the organism in Eukaryota, Metazoa, Chordata, Mammalia, Carnivora, Phocidae. The record is from RefSeq and is a predicted model, not a curated record. Gene Ontology annotation, cellular component: synaptic vesicle; plasma membrane; endosome. Gene Ontology annotation, biological process: intracellular signal transduction; protein localization to plasma membrane. Gene Ontology annotation, molecular function: GTP binding; GTPase activity. Bases 6949 to 7833 code for a protein of 294 amino acids. The transcript has 7 exons.